AUGUCUUCAGUCCGCUAUCAAUUCCUCCCCGGCCCAGUAGGAGAAAUGCUCCGCUCCGCUUCACUCGCAACAACCGCCACGAUCCCACUAUCAGGCUCUCUUGUCAUAACGACAGGUCAUGUCGGAGUAGACAUCAAAACAGGACAGCUCGUUACUAGCUCUAUAGAAGCCGAGUUCAACGCAGUGUUUGACUGCCUUGAUGCAGCACUCAAGAAUGCGGGUGUUACUAAGGGUCUUGCUUCAGCUCACAAGCUGGUGGCUUACUUUACCCGAGCUGAAGAUGAGGCAACGCUGCUAAGUAUCUUUCGCGAACGGUAUCCGGGACAGACCCCGACUUUGACCUCGGUUGUUGUGGCUGGGCUUGUUAAUCCGGGGAUGCAUGUUGAAGUACAAGCUGAAGCGAUCGCUAACUAA
Molecule: messenger RNA, 414 nt
Organism: Fusarium mangiferae
Lineage: Eukaryota; Fungi; Ascomycota; Sordariomycetes; Hypocreales; Nectriaceae
Exons: 1
Coding region: 1-414 (137 amino acids)
Source: RefSeq, a predicted model, not a curated record